Molecule: messenger RNA, 1174 nt
Organism: Cryptomeria japonica (Japanese cedar)
Lineage: Eukaryota; Viridiplantae; Streptophyta; Pinopsida; Cupressales; Cupressaceae
Exons: 7
Coding region: 151-765 (204 amino acids)
Source: RefSeq, a predicted model, not a curated record
UGCUUUCAUUGAAACGUAUCUCAUGUGAGGUCCUCAGCGUGCAACAUCCUCCCACUAACCAUGGUCUCUUAAUGGAAAUGUCUAUUUCAAAAUUAAAUUUCAUGGCGCAUAAUAUCUCCACCCAGAAGUCUGUCAUUCACUAACCAGGAAAUGAAGAUGCUAGUUAUAGAGAGUGGGUUUCAUUCUCCAUCCAUGACUGCUACUGUUGCUCACUCUGCAAUUCGGACAAAUACAGCAACACCCACCACCUCUAAUUACGUCAAUCCUUUCCAAAAGUGGAGCAGUGGAAGAUAUACAGCACUUUCACAAUGCAAGUCCGGGGCAAUAGCCUUUGGCAUCGGCAGCCAUAAACCAAGGACAACGAGAAAGAUAACUAUGGCCUGGCAAGACAGCACGGUUCGUGCCGAGGUUGAUGUCCCACUUUCAGUGGCCUGGGAAUUGUGGUCUGACAGGGAAGGCUUGAACCGUUGGAUGCCCUGGAUUGCUUCCAUUAAGGUCUCAAAAGAUCAACCGGAGAUGUCACGGUGGACCUUGAAGUAUAAUGCAUUUGGUCAAGACUUAGAAUUUUCCUGGCUUGCUCGUAAUAUGCAGCCAAUCCAGUAUCAGAAAAUACAUUGGCGUUCUGUAGAUGGUCUUCCAAAUAGAGGAGCUGUUCGCUUUUAUCCUAGAGGGCCAUCUUCAUGUGGAAUAGAAGUUACUGUAUCAUAUGAAGUUCCUGAAAUCCUUGCAGGCGCUGCUUCAUUGUUGGUCCGGAUGUCUAUUUGAUUGGUGAUAUGCUACAAAGUUAUUUACAAAUUGAUGUUGUGCUUUUUGGAGGGAUUAGGAUGAUGACAUGAGGCAUUUCUAAAGGAUUAAUGUUCCUUAUUUGGUCCGAAAGUAGUGUUGUUAGCUCUAUUGAUUGUUUUGGUGAACAAUACCAUUGUCCAAAAUAUAUGUUUGCACUAGAUAUGUUUUAGAUGGCUAUGUUGAUUACUAUAGAAUGUUUCUGAUAGCAUGAUUUCAGAUUUUCAGUUGAUUGGAUGGUUGUUCAUAGGUGACAUUAUUGUCUAUGAUCAGUUUUGGUAUUGUUUUAGGAGUGUGUGGACAAAUGCGUUGAUUUCCUUGUCUUGAUAUUGCUUUGAGAAUGUUGUGGAUCAAUUGUUAUUAUUCUUAAAGUGUUGUUCUUCUGUAGUGA